Molecule: messenger RNA, 1144 nt
Organism: Caenorhabditis angaria
Lineage: Eukaryota; Metazoa; Nematoda; Chromadorea; Rhabditida; Rhabditidae
Source: the annotation of a GenBank genome assembly
AUGGAAUUAGAACAUUGGUCUGAUUAUUAUUCGAUGGCUUGGAAUUAUUCAUUUGGUACUGUCGGAGUUGUAAUGAAUUCCAUCUUACUUUUUGUCAUUCAAAAAAAGACACCGGAAUAUAUGAGAACGUAUUCGUAAGUAAUUCAAUUUUGAAUAUUUUAAUUUAUUUACAAUCAUCAGAUUUGUGCUUCAAACUGGAUCUUGUUGGGAUUUGGUCACGGCGUUUUCAGGAAUUAUAGCAAGUGCCAGAUAUUUCGCAACAGGAAAAUCGGCGGUUUUGAUGUUUCAUGGUUUGGGAAAAUAUUUUCCUUUUGAGAGAGAAACCAAUUCUCGAAUAUGUUUUACAUGUGAGUUAUGACGUGGAAAUUUAGAAUUCAAAUAUUUCUAGUUUUCACUAUCGAAGUUCAUGGUUUCCUUUUCUCAAUCUUCAUCAUAAUAUUUUGCCUUUACUAUCGAAAAAGAGCAGUAACAAGAUCAUACGAUCCAAUUUCAAAAAUAUCCGUUCAAAUAUUUUGCAUCACCUCAACAAUUUGCAUGUUCAUCUAUACUGUUUUGAUGUCAUAUCUUCAUCUUAUUCCAAUCUCAACAAUUAAUGCAUUACUUGAAGAAGCUCGACCAGAACUUAUCAAUUCCACGUGGAAUUAUUUUGCAAUCAUGGAUCUUUCCGCUUUUCCUGAUUUUCUUACUGAAGGUUUCGCUUUAUCUCAAUCAACUAUUGUUAUGAUUUAUUUAUUCUAUUGUCGUCACAAAAUUCUUAAAACCCUUAAAACACUACAUCUAAGUCCGGCUACAAUGGAAUUGCAAAAAUCAUUGAUGAAAAUCUUAUUGAUUCAGACUUUCAUUCCAGCUUUUCACAUUCUUUUCACAAUUCCUUACACUAUUGUCACUUUCACAAAUACCACUCAAACUGCAUUUUUCGAAAAUUCUGUUGAAACAACUGUUUUAGUUCUAGCUGCAGUAACUCCAAUAAUCACAAUAUGGUUUAUAAAACCUUAUCGGUAAGUAACACUUUUUAAGAAUUAUUACUAACAGGGAAAAACUUUAAAGAUUUGUUUUGGCAAAACUUUUUGGGCCGGAUAUUAUUACACCAAUUCUUGUGGUUUCGCAAAAUAGUUUAUAUGUCGAUGAUUCUGCGCAAAUAUGA